Anthonomus grandis grandis is the source of this 1759-nucleotide messenger RNA. Its product is annotated as facilitated trehalose transporter Tret1-2 homolog. The transcript has 3 exons. Lineage: Eukaryota; Metazoa; Arthropoda; Insecta; Coleoptera; Curculionidae. Gene Ontology annotation, cellular component: membrane. Gene Ontology annotation, biological process: carbohydrate transport; transmembrane transport. Bases 142 to 1662 code for a protein of 506 amino acids. The record is from RefSeq and is a predicted model, not a curated record. Gene Ontology annotation, molecular function: sugar transmembrane transporter activity.
UCGACGUGUCCGAUUACACUGAAACACAAAAACGAUAAAAUAUGGAAUCGGUUCGAGUGGUUCAGAACGCGUUUAUUUAGUACUCGACUCGUCAGUUGUUGAACCGAUUUGUGUCAUUUUUAUUUUUCGUAAAAUUUGAAAAUGCCCGAAGAAAACAAACCGAAGGACCAGACGGGAUACAGUUAUCCAUACGAGCCGGUGUCCAAGUCGGAAAAGGCGAGUGCCGACGGACGUGUCGAGAUCAGUUUCGCUCACGUGGAGCAAGUUCCGGCGAGCAGGACGUUUUUGUACGUCGCGGCAUGCACAGGAAAUCUAGCUGCAUUCGCGGCAGGGAUAACCCUCGGAUGGACCUCACCUGUAAUACCGAAACUCGAGUCCCCUUCUCAGACCCCUUUAUCCGAAGUGAUUUCGGCAAGCGACAAAGGGUGGAUCGGGUCCCUUUUGCCCCUGGGCGCUGUCCUCGGACCCUUUAUAGCCGGACCGUUGGCGGAGAAAAUCGGACGAAAACGAACGUUACUGUUCGGAAAUCUUCCUUUGGUCCUUGGACUAAUAAUUAAUCUAACCACUUCUAGCUCAGUUUACUGGUUAGGAUCCAGGUUUUUAUGCGGGGUAUCUGUCGGGCUAACUUUUACGGUUUUACCCAUGUACGUGGGAGAAAUAGCCGAGGACGACGUUAGGGGGGCUUUAGGAACCCUGCUACAACUAUUCACCGUUAUCGGACUGCUAUUUUCUUAUGCCGUGGGGCCUUAUAUGAGCGUUACGAUGUUCAAUGCGGCCUGUCUAGUGAUCCCGAUAGCAUUUUUGCUGACUUUUACGUUAUUCGCACCCGAGAGCCCCUACUAUUUGCUUCAGGGGGGCCAACAGGAGGCAGCCGAGGCAGCUUUAAUGAAGUUAAGAGGGAGAAGUUCGCCGGAACACGUGAAAAACGAACUGGAAACGAUGAAAAGUGCCGUGGAACACUCUUUGGCUAAUAAGGCGGGCUUCAUGGAUAUAUUUAAGUCCAAGGGGUUGACCAAAGCGUUUAUAUUGGCCAACGGAUUGCUCGUGUUCCAACAAGUUUCCGGUAUUAAUGUGGUGCUGUUUUUUGCCCAGACCAUUUUCCAGGAUGCCGGAGUGUCUCUUGCUCCAGAAAUUUGCACCAUCAUAAUCGGAAUAGUCCAAGUGAUCUCCAGUGGGGUGGCUUCAGUGUUAGUAGACAGCCAAGGCAAAAGACUACUCCUGAUGGUUUCCGCGUUGGGGAUGGCCAUUUCCCAAGGCGCUCUGGCCUACUUUUUCCAUUUAAAAGACGACAAACACUCGGACGUGUCCGCUCUUUCCUGGCUACCGAUUCUUUGCCUGAUUUGCUACAUUAUCGCGUACUGUUUGGGCUUCGGACCCAUCCCGUGGGCCGUAAUGGGCGAAAUGUUCCCAGCUAAUGUUAAGUCCGUUGCAUCAACGGUGACCGCGGCCAAUUGCUGGUUCUUCGGGUUCAUUUUGACGAAAUACUUCUCGGUGGUGGCCGAAUUAAUCGGGAAAUCUGGAAGUUUCGGAUUGUUUGGAGGGUGCUGCGCGAUAGCGUUAGUGUUUGUUUAUAAAUGUUUGCCCGAGACCACCGGGAAGAGUUUACAAGAGAUCCAGGACAUUUUGAACGGGAAUGAUACGGCAGCAACCCAAGAAGAGUAGAAUUAUUUACAAGGAAAAUAUAGUAAGACACUUAAUUAAUAAAAUUUUUUACUGUUUUAUAAACUAUUUAUACAAUAUGAAUAAAUGUUAAAUAUUA